Folsomia candida is the source of this 1390-nucleotide messenger RNA. RefSeq lists its product as uncharacterized. The transcript is spliced from 4 exons. Bases 384 to 1319 code for a protein of 311 amino acids. Lineage: Eukaryota; Metazoa; Arthropoda; Collembola; Entomobryomorpha; Isotomidae. The record is from RefSeq and is a predicted model, not a curated record.
AGAGCAAAGUUAACAUCGUUAACUUGUUAGUGCACAUGCUUUUUAUUUGCAGAAGUUAUCGAUAUGAAUGUAUACAUACACUGCUUUUAUUACACGGAGAGUAGAAAAAAAUCCUCAAAUGAGGACAAGUAUUAGGGAAAACGCUCUCCGAAUAAAUGAGGAUCCAUCCAUCCAUCAAAAAUCGAUUCAUCAUUUCUGAUUGUAUUCAAAUUCACAAAGUCCACUAAUUUUUCUCUCACCCCUGGCAAAAUGAAAGCAACUUGGGUCAAACAACAUUCGUCGUUCCUGUUCUCCAGUUAUCGUUAUCGUUAUCGUGCUAAAAUUAAUUGCCAAUAUUUCUUGAAUCCAAAAUUCUUCGCAAUUAGGACGUUUCUUUGCACAAAAUGGGGAAACUGUUCCUGUUUCCCAUCAUCAUUCUCAUCAUUCGUGUAGGUGUACAAGUUUUUGCUGAAAUCACAAUUGUGCAUGUAACGAGUGGUCAGACGGCCGUGAAGCUGUCCUGCCCUGUCACUCAACCAGAGCCAGAUAAGUCUUUCACUUCCGUCCUCUGGCUGCCGGAUGAUGAUAACGAAAAUGUGAUUGGGGCCGGCGCAGAGUAUGAUCACAACAAGUAUCGCUAUUUGGCUUCCACUGGUCAACUGCUUUUUAAGGAGGAAAUUACGCCUCAAGAUGAAGGAGUAUAUCGCUGCGUGUUACGAUCUGGAUCAUACGUGGGAUCCGCUUCAGUACAAGUUUGGGUCAAGAGAACGUACGCAAACUUUUUAGAACGAGAGCUGCAGACAAAUCUGAUUCGCGGUGCGGUAGCAGCCGGACUUGUUUGUGGCACCCUCGUAGUCACUUGUCUCGUUUAUGCUUUUCGACAUCAAGGAUCGACGUCGGGAAGAACCAUGGGACAACGCUCUGGUGCUUACAAUCUCUCUCCUCCGCCUCCCCUCACGAUGAUGGGAAGCAGUGUCACGCCAGGAAGUAGCAGUAACACUACGAAAACCACGAAAACCACACCCUCCUCGGAACAGGAAACAGUCGCACUAGCAACGCGGAUGGAAGAACUCAUUUUGGAUCCUGUGACUCUGCCCAACAAUCACUUCGUAAUCUCGACAAGGAAACAAUCCGCUGCUGACGAUUCUGAUGGGGACAUUUCCUUCCUCAGCAGUUUACCUGGUGGUGGUGACAAGGUGCCCAUCGCAUCACCCGAGUCUACCGGAAGUACGAUUUCUAUCCGGGUGAAUGGCACACCACCCGAGGACGCACAAGGGGUCAAAGUCAAGACAUUGAAACCAGGAUCCACCAUUAUCUACAUUACGGCUUCUGAAGACUAGAUAAGAACUCGUGAUGAACUAGUAAUGAACAAAAUUGAAUAAAAAAACUACAUCCUGUUCAAGUACGAUUA